Molecule: messenger RNA, 1695 nt
Organism: Chara braunii
Lineage: Eukaryota; Viridiplantae; Streptophyta; Charophyceae; Charales; Characeae
Source: the annotation of a GenBank genome assembly
CACGACUUCCAUCAUAUUCUGGUUAAGGAAGAAGAUCGACCAAAGACGGCCUUCGUGUUGUUUGAAGGAACGUGGCAGUGGUUUCGGUGUCCUAUGGGGAUUUGCAAUGCGCCUGCCACGUUUCAACGGGCUAUGAAUGUGACGUUUCAGAACUUCGUCAACAAGACGCGGCUAACUCAGGGGAUGAUCAACUUCUGCAUCAUCGUGUAUAUGGACGACAUACUGGUCUACUCAGAAACCUGUCAUGGACACGCGCAACACAUUGAGUGGACGCUGGGAGCUCUGAGAGAUGCUGGGUUCAGAAUUGCGCUCGAGAAGAGCGAGUUUUUCCUAUCGGAGAUCUCGUUCUUGGGCUACGUGGUGACGCGGGGAGGAAUGCGGUCAGAUUCGAGAAAGGUCGCGGCGGUGAAAGACGUCCCUGGGACUGGUGUCGUUCUCGGUGAGCACAUGCCGGCGCCACGUGGCGAUAUUUCGGCGAUCAAACAACUCCAUCAUCCACGGAUCAGUCCGGAUCUUCUCCGAUUUGCGCAGUUCUUCAACACCACUGGGGUGUACGUGGCGGCGGAGUUUCGUUUUGCGGCCCAUAGCAGGGCACUAGUGUUGGCAGAAGCAUUGGCUUAUCGACGGCUUUUGGCGCCAGGAAUCAGCCACGUGUCUACAAUGGUUGUCUUCAGCGGGGACAUCAGCACGGUGGAUCCUGCGAGGCAUACGGCCAUCCGGACCUCGCUAAGGGAGUGGGGUGAACAGUUAGCGCAGUGGCGGAUGUGGUGCGAGCAUUACCUCGCCCUUUCGCUGUGCCUGACCGAGGUAGAGCUGACGUGGACACGGGACAGUGAGCAUCGUGCCGCGAGGGAGAGUGUGGAGCUGCUAAUCAUCCAGACCUGGAGAACGGAGGUGGAAGGAGAUCUCCGUGGGUUCGUCUUCGGAGCAGUAGAGCCAGGCCAUCGGCAGACGAUCGUGUGGGAGCUCACGAUCCCCUUUGCACAGCUGGUCGACGACCUCCCCCUCGACAUCAUAUCGCAGUGUGACGAGAGCCGAGUGCCGCACAUUCUUUCACGAAGAUUAACGCCGUAUUUACAGUGGUCAGCCUGCUUAGAGGAUCGAACGAGAGGUGGCAGCUACCCAUCGCGUGUGGAGUAUCUGAACCCCCAGGGGAUCAUCGACGUCCUUUUCUUUCAAACUCGAACAACGGUGGAAGAGGAAGCGGAGGUGGAAGACGAAAGCGAAGAAGAAACCUCAGAGGAGGAAGGAAGCUACAGUGAGUACAACGAGGAAGAAUCGAGGGCGGAGAGUGAAGAAGAAGAAGAAGAUCAGCUGGAGGAAGAGGAAGGAUUUGAGUGGGAGACACUGGGUGAGGAGGCGGAUCGUGCAGAAGCUCAGGAGGAGGAUCCCGAGGCGGCAGCACGACGGAGAGGAGAUCGUGACCAGGAAGCAGCCGCUGGAGUACACGAGUGGUGCGGAUCUGCCAAUCCCGAGCGACCCGACCAAGGAUCCCGAGCCGCCCAAGAACGACGAUGGGGACCCUACUGUCGAGACUUCGAGCGCACCGGCGCGGAGGCGACGGAGCCAAUCCCCCUCCCCCUCCCCCAGUCCCCCAGUUCAAACACGUGUUGAUGCGGGGCAUCGGGCUUCGUCCACGGUCGUUAUCCCGUCGUCCCCUUGAUUACCUCACCCUCCGCCAGAUCACCGUCCCGA